GCAAUAUGAUUUAAAAGUUAAAUUGACAUAAUACUUAUUCAUAAACAAAGUAAAAAAUGGAAGAAUUUCCUUUGGGAUAUCGAGAAGUUGUGCCUGAUCAAACUGUACCAGAGAAAUGGAACGAAAUCACGUUGAACACGGGCGGAAGCCAAAGUACCUUACAGGACAUAAAAGUUCCAGAGAGAGCAGGGGGCUAUUCAUACAAUGAUGGCUCGAAAUAUUUUACACGGAAUCGAUUUAUUUAUUGGCGUAUUUGUCAUGAUGUACUUGAGUUGGUUGAACAUAGUCUAGAUAUUAAUUUAGCCAACUGUAGAGUAAGAUAUAAGUUUACAGAUACACCUAUUUUGGAUGGCAUUUCUAUACAUGAAACAAUUAAUUCAGUCAUUAUAUUAAUAGCAACUGUUUCUAGUGUUCAUAAGUUAUCAUUUCCUCAUCCUGAAAGAAUUCAUAAAAAUGAACACUCAUUAAGUACAUAUAAGGAUUUAGGUACACAGUCAAUAUUUAGCGAAAUGUCUGCACAGAAUGUGAAAAGAACUAAGGAAGAUCCACAUAUGUUUCAUGUUAUCACAAAUGCAGGAACUACAAAUUCUCCAGUUCCUCAUGCAGCUGCAUCAUGGCUUAUUCCACCACAAGAAGCACUGUUUGCUCUUGCUUAUAAUUCUGGAACUAUACUUCUCCUGAGGCUAGAUACAAAAACUGGCCUUGUGCACAGCAGUGAAUUAAAACAAGAUUCAAUAGUGCCAAGAUUUCUUAGUGGUAUUGCAACUGCUUUCAGAGGACGCAAUUCUGAAGCCCAUGUGGCUAUGUCAUUAACAAUACAUAGUUGUGAAAGUGAUACGUAUCUGUUUGCAUUGUGUCGUGAAGGUAAUAUCCGUAUGUGGUCUUGUAACAAAGCUCAAUGCGUAGCUGUGACUGAUACAGCGAUAGAUAAUCGCAUUGCUUCGCAAGGUGCACAGGGCCAUACAUUAAGAAAAGCAUUGGGUCCUAAUAAUGAAUUAUACUUGGGAACUUUUUUAAAAUUUAGUACUAGGUGUGAAUUUAGUAUUUUAAAGCCAAUUCAAGAUAAUGGGAUGUUUAAAUUUGUUAGAUUAUGUACCAAGUUCGCACAAGAUCAACAUUUAGUUGACUUUUUCUUUACCACUACUCGAUUAUGGGCUGUUUGGAGAACCACUGAUAUGGAUACAGUUGAAGUAACGCAUGCUCAAUUAUCAUUGAGCGGUGGACGCGUUAACUCUGAAUGGGAAGCUGCGAUUCUAGAACAAAUGCCAGACAGAGACUACAUUCUUAGUGAUGCUGAUACUGAUCCAAGACAAGCAUAUAUCAAUUACAUUUUUCACCCUGGUCAGUUCUCUUUGGCAGAUAUAACAAAAGCACUGAACAUAUACAAAAGAUCUAAUUUUUUGGAAGAUAAAAUUCUUUCUGCUGCGGAAUUGAAAGAACGCGUGUGUAUUGCGGUAGAAGCUGAGAUACAAGCUGAAAUUAUGGAUUACGAACUUAUGGAUGAAGAUUAUUUAGAAAUUGCCAAUCGUUGUUGGUCAAAAUUUUAUUCUUGGGUUAUACAGUAUCAUGCCAAUAGUACAAGGCCAGUGGGAUUGUUGUUACUGCCUAGCGUUUAUGGAGUAGUUUUACUUAAAAAGUCGUGCUUCUCGCUUUUGAGACCAAUGGAAGCUUUAGAAUAUUUAAUGUUUUGUAAUGAAAGAUCAUAUACAUCCCGAUUCAAAACAACGCCGGUUUUAUCACAAGACGAAGAUAUAUGUCAGGAUCUUAUUACUUUAAUGUCAGCAUUAGUACUAUUAGAAGAACAAUUAUCCGAAGAAACUAAAACAGCGGUAAAGAGAGAGCUGUAUCAUUUAAAAAGUCCAGACACUAUUAUCGAUGAUUUAUUGUCAAAACUGAUGUUGGAGUCGGAAGAACCGAUUAGUAACUUUGUCACGCAUCAUCUUAGCUGUCACAAAUUAUCAAAUGUUAGAGAUAUAUCCAGCGCUAUGGCAAUGUUGCUAGAAACAUUAACAUAUGAUCUUGGACAACCAAACAAAGUACAUCUUAAUGAUAAUCAUGAUGCCUCGAUACUCUUACUCAAUAUAAAUCACUUUUUUAGUAGUCACUUAGGCAUCUCGGCAAUAUCGAAAAGUGUAGCACAAAUAACACAAUUGAGAUUCGCGAUCUGCAGAAAUUUAUUAAUUUUGCAACAAAUGAUACUACUACGACCUGAAUUAUUUGAUUCACGAUCAUUACAUUCCAUAAAAUCAUCAUUAGCACCUAAGACAGUUGUGUUAAUGCAAGCUUAUUAUGUUGUGACGUGGAUAUGUGAAUCCACAGCAUUACCAAUGCCUGUACAAUCUCUAUUAGAUUCUAGUGUUCAGCGUCUAGCAUUAUUGAAACUUGUUGAUUCGAGAGCAAAUAUAGGAUUCAAGCAACAUCGAUCUUCAUCAUUAUUAGAAUUAUUUAUAGAAAAGAGUGGUGCAAAACAUGCUCAUAAUUUGAUGGCUCAUACAAAUUUAGAUGCGACUAGUUUAAUUCCAUGGCAUUAUGGGAUGUUAACGCAUAUUACUUUUAUCGCACAGCUCGUAUGGCCGAGAUCGGGAAAUUUUAUCUUCCCCGAAUGGCUAUUGUCUAGUUGUCAGUUCUUGCUGGUUCAAGAGUAUGUGAGGCUUCUGAAUACAUGGUGCGAGUGGAACAGUGCAUCGAGAAAAUUUAUAUUAGCAGUUGCGUUGCUUGAAAUGGGAGAAGCGCAUAAAGCUUGCGAUCAUUUCCUUCGAGCUUCUAGAGGAAUUUUGACAGAUGAAUUUUUAGCUGAUGCCUUACUCGAAUCUAGCGUACUAUCCGAAAAUAGUUCGUUAAUUCAGUAUUACUUGAAAGUUAUUAAAUUAUUUGAGGAACAUAAUGCUUCCGACUGUAUCAUAGAGCUCGCUGAAACAGCUAUAUUAAUGGCUGAUAAAGAUGAUCCUAAUUUGCCAACACUUCACUCAAUAGUAUUCAUGCAACAUUUGAACCUGGGUCACCAUAUAAAAGCUUACAAUUGCUUGAAUUCGAAUCCGGAUGUUGCACGUAGAGUAGAUUGUUUGAGACAAUUGGUAGUGACUCUCUUUGAACGUAAAAAGUUAAUAGAUUUAAUUUCAUUUCCGUAUGUCGAUAUGUAUGAAGAUUUAGAGAGAAUAGUAGAAGGUAGGGCCAGGAGUGUGGACCUCAUAGAAAAUAAUUACUACAAUUUUUUAUAUAGCUUUCACAUAGAUAAAGGGAACAUGCGGAAAGCUGCGUCAGUGAUGUACGAGCAAGCUAUGCGAUUAAGUCAAGAAUCACAAUCUGUUGCGAUCGUAUCAAGGCAAGCUCAGUGCUUGUUAGCUUGUAUUAAUGCAUUACAUCUUGUCUCUGAAAAGUAUAGAUGGAUCGUUAGGCCUGUAAUUGAUCAGAACUAUUUGGAGGAAAUGGAUUAUGAAGUACAAACGAGAAGAAGCAUCAGUAACGAAGAUAUUUUGCAUUAUAAAAUAAAAAAACAAGUCGAAGUUCUUGAAUUAAAUGAUAUAAAAAGGGAAUACUACAUUGUGGAUGCAAGAUUGAAAGUAUCGAAAAUAAAUUCGGAGUUGCAUAUUGUUUCACAUGCUGGACCCUCGGAGCUUAUUAUUAUACUACCAACUAUUGGAUUAUACACGACAGCGUUGCAUUUAUGCGAUGAAUUUAAAGUUAAUAAAAGUUCCGUGCUUGAAAGUCUUGCUUCACAGUGUAUACGUUUAAGUCGAGGAGAAGAUCCAAACGCAUGGGACUGGCUUAUUCAAAACGAUAUAUUUGACAUUGGUUUAUCGAAUACAAAUAUUACAAACACCGCUUGGAGAUUGUUAGAAUAUUUAACGUUGAAGCAUGAAAAAGAUAGAUACAGUGAAUUGCAUAAAGCAGUCACUCGGAAAUUACUUCAAGAAGGAGCGUUUAUACCUCAAUGGUUAUUGAUAUCAUACAAGAAACGAAAUGCUGCCGAACUUCUUCGUCUUAUGUUAAAUGCUGGUAGAAUAUUAGAAGCUAGCGAGUUAGGAGUUGAAUACAUUAAUGCUGUUAUGGGUGAUGGUAAAGAAAAUUUCGGUCUUAAAACGCACUUAACAUCCGUAACUACACCAGUUUGGUUGCCACUUAACAUUUUAGAAGUACUAUUAUAUGAAUUAAAAGAAGUCAAAGAGAAUCCUACCUUUUCCGAGAGCUAUCAAAGAUUACAAGGAGCAUUACAAAGCUACGAACAGAAAGUGAUAAGGGUGUCAAAGGAUAUGAUUGAAAUAAAAUUAAGUAACAAGAAUUGCUAGUAGAAAAUCUAUACUAUAAAAGAUAAAAUUUUAUGUCACAUAUUUGGAACAAUAAUAUUAGAGAUUGUCAAGCAUAAAUCGGUGCAUGACUAAUUGAUAUCACCGUCGUAAAUACAAUAAUAACGCCAAGAAUCGCUGCGACAAUCACGGCAACCAUUUGUGGACAUCUUUUGAACAAAACCUGAAAUAAUUGUAAAUUUAAAAUGACCGUCAUUUAUGAAUAUAAUUUAUAACAAUUGA
Molecule: messenger RNA, 4526 nt
Organism: Bombus pyrosoma
Lineage: Eukaryota; Metazoa; Arthropoda; Insecta; Hymenoptera; Apidae
Gene: Nup160
Product: nuclear pore complex protein Nup160 homolog
Exons: 10
Coding region: 57-4286 (1409 amino acids)
Cellular component (GO): nuclear pore
Molecular function (GO): structural constituent of nuclear pore
Source: RefSeq, a predicted model, not a curated record